CUGAGCAGAUUGAUCCUUGCUAAUUACUUGUCAACUGGCAAGAGCAAGCUCUAAAAUACAUGUUACACAGAAUGGCACAUCAUGACAUAUCUCUGUUCUUUCAGAAUAAGGAAAUGAUUUACAGAAAGAUUCCAUUAAUAGCUUUAGUGACCAUUUCAGAUAUCUGACUGAAAUUAAAGCCAGCUGCCUAUACUUUGAUGCUCUUAUUUUUAUGCAAUAGAAAGGCAAGAAAAAGGUGAAAAUAAUGUGAAAUAAUCAAAUAUUCCAGGAGGCUCUGAGUAAACAAGUUUGAAACACAGUCUAUAUUCAUCAUACACAAAAUCAGAUCAUGAAAUUGGUCUCCAAAAACUAAACUGAUUCCACGGAAAUUCCCAGGGUCUCCUUCUUUUGAUAACCACUUAAAUCCAGGAAAUGUUUGCUAUAUAAGGCUGCCAUUCAUAGCUAGGACACUUCAAUGAACAUUUUAAUUAAGUUUUAGGAGAUGAUACUUAUAUUCUAUGCUUAUUUUCUGUGCAAUUAAAUGACAAGAAAAGAUAAAAACACCUAUUACUUUUUCAAAAUUCCAUACCUGCUUCCCUGUAUUGCUACACAUGUAGCCAUCACAGAACUUUUAUCAGAGUCACAUUUAGUUUACAACUGUUCAAAAAAAAGAAGUGAGAAUUUAAAAUCCCAAGUAAGUCUUUUUUACUUUUUGGGGGAUAUUAUUUUAUUGCGUUUAAUUAGAAAUCUACAGUAUACACCUGCAUGAGCUACUGUUGACUUACUAAUACAAUGUAUUAGUAAGUCAACAGUAGCUUUAUAUACAUAAAAGCAUUCUCAAGUGGCAAUUAUAACAAUGGAUUGGACACAUUACACAUCAGCCUUGAUUUGGGGAUCUCAUAGUUUCAGCAGAGAGCUGAGAGAAGAACUGGACCGACUGAUUCAUGAAAUGACAAAGACCAUCAAGGACUCUAAGAAAGCCAACAUGGACAAGAUUCACACCGCCCACCACACGGUCAAGCGGCGUCACUCCCAGCUCAACAGCCUGAUCAAACAGGCCAAGGCUGAGAUCAACAGAAACAACAUCCAUAACGUGCUCAGUCUGUACAACAACAUCAACGACGCCAUCGACGGCUACAACACAAACAGCCAGGACACCCAAAUUGACUUCCAGUACUACAAAUUCAUAGCUGGCGAACUCCGUAAGGAAAACUUGGAGGAAAUGUUUGGGAAACUGGAAGCAGAGGUGAAAAAAUCAAACCAGGAAAAUCCUUAUGAGUAUGUAGAACCAGCUAGAACGUGUAGCCUAAAGCAGGACCAUGCAGAUACAGAAAUCCUGUGUCAGUUCAAAGCGUGCGAAAAAGGCAUUGCAAGCAUAUGUCCAUUCAAGGAAGAUCGGGCGUUUUUGCGAGAUAAUACAGGAAAAGAUAUAAAACUCAUCAAAGAGUCAGGAAAAGUUUUACGAUCCCUCACAACAAACACCAAAAAGAGCGACGUCGCAAUCACGUCAGAAGGUGUGGUACUCAUCUCUUGUCCGGAGUUAUUCUGUGUUAAAACGUUCUCCUCUGACGGAACAAUCCGCAAGCUUAUUCUGACUGAGGAUUUACAUCCAUACGGAAUAGGUGUUCAUUUUGACACAGACUCCAUCGUUGUGGCAUUGGUCGAUUCCUGGGAUUACAAUGUAAAUUCAGACAGCAAACGAUUUCUCAGGAAAUAUUCCAAGGAAGGGGAGACAAUUCAGACCAUUGAAAGUGUAACCAUAAACAAAACAUUGACAAACGGCAACAAACCCCUGAUUGUGUCCCCUUAUAAAGUUCGACUCAGUCAAUACACUGGGGACAUCGGUGUGGUGAACUGGACAGGACCAAACCAAGGAAAUGUUCUCGUGUUUGGUACUUACGGCACCCUGAAAUAUACCUACCCUCACAAAACCGAUGUAACCUUUGAACCUCAUGACAUCACAUUUGACUCACAGAAUCAGUCGGUUGUAGCUGACGCAGUCAGUCAACUCUUGCAUUUACUCAGCGCUGAGGGAGACCUCUUGCGAACUAUUUAUCAGUGUGACAACACCCCUUGGUCCCUGGGGUACUUUGGGCGGGGCAAACUAUGGGUGGGCCAGAGUGAUGGGACAGUGAGUGCCAUUAGAUACAAGUUCAGUAAAGACAAAAGAUAGCAGGAGUCAGUAAGGAAUUCAACGGAUCCAAUAUUUUCACCUUCAAUGAGAAUAUUUUAAAAGAAUCAAUAAAUGAAGGUUAUACUUAAAUGUUUAUUAAUUUUGUUUUUUGAUUUUUUUGGCUGGGGGGAUGUUUUAAAUUUAAGAAGGUUAGUCUUUAACUAUUUUCCUGAUUUUGCUGAUCACAAACAAAGAACAUUUAUGUUGCCAAUAUUUCAAAAGAAAUUAAUAAAUAACUGUUGUAUU
Molecule: messenger RNA, 2398 nt
Organism: Magallana angulata
Lineage: Eukaryota; Metazoa; Mollusca; Bivalvia; Ostreida; Ostreidae
Exons: 3
Coding region: 836-2152 (438 amino acids)
Source: RefSeq, a predicted model, not a curated record